Molecule: messenger RNA, 962 nt
Organism: Lasiosphaeria miniovina
Lineage: Eukaryota; Fungi; Ascomycota; Sordariomycetes; Sordariales; Lasiosphaeriaceae
Exons: 1
Coding region: 292-825 (177 amino acids)
Source: RefSeq, a predicted model, not a curated record
UGGAGGCCGAGACGAGAACCGCAAGCCACAACUCGCAAAGAAUCGCAAUCGCAAUCGCAAUCGCAGUCGCAAAGCUCAAACGCAGACGCAGACGCAAACCGAAAGAAGCCGAAAACCGGAAAAUGCAAAACUUGGAAAUGGGGACGGCCGUUGGGCCAUGAUUACGGGUUUUGCAACGGCGGCGGCACAAGCUACCUUUUCCUUUUUCCUCUCUUUUUCCUCUGUCCUCUCUCUUGGGUAGGUCCUUCGCUUCCGGGCGCUUCGGGCGUCUGUUGCCGCCGCCUGCACCACAUGUUACAUCCAUGGGCGUUGGUUGCUGCUCUGCCACCGAGGCUCAAGGCUGCUGAGCCUCAUCCCAGUUGCCCCAGGAGCGGAUGGGGGCGGACGGCGGGCCGAUUUAAAAGGCGCUGGGCCCGUCUAGACACCAACGAUGCUGACGGGCCCCGCUUGCCUUGGUGGGCAGACAGUGAGCUCUCGGUUUCCGCGGGGCUCUUGCGCGUAUUCCAUGCCGGAUUUCCAUUCAGGUCCCAGGGUUUUGCGGCGCGAGCCUGCAGGUUUUUGGUUCUUGGACCCCAGAGGAAGUACGUAAUGUGUGGAAUGGAUGGAUCGAUGGCUGCGUUGCCUUGCGAUGGCGGCGUGUACGACAUGUACUGUCUGUAUGUGCGGGCCAUACGGAUAUGCCAGGGCCGACCGAUCCAGAUGCAUGGCGCGGCUGCAAGCUGCAAGCUGCCAGAUGGGACGCACCAAGGUUCCGCAUCUCUACUGGCUGUACCUGCACCGUACGUCCUGUGUGUGCAUACCUACAUAUACACUGCCUCCCUUUGACCCACCACAGAGAGAUAUUGGAGGUUCAGUGUCGACGGCUAGGUAACUGGAUGGAAGAGCGCCGCCUCGCUCUCGAGGGGAGACUCGGACGAGACGCUGUUGGGAAGGAAAUGACCAGAGCCACCGAUACUGCUGGA